AUGAGCAGCACUACUCUAUCUUCGGUUCCACCACAAGAUGCAUGGACUCUCACUUCCCACAAUCUGCUCCCUCGCUGGAUUCCCGUUUCCCUCUCUCGCCAGUCAAGGAUCCCAAUUUCAAUAUCGAGAGUUAACCAAGUUGAUGCUGCAAGAUUGGACAUUGAAAUGUCUGCCAUGUUGAAAGAACAGUUGGUUAAAGUAUUUACUUUGAUGAAGCCAGGAAUGCUAUUUCAGUAUGAAGCUGAGCUUGACGCUUUCCUUGAGUUUCUUAUUUGGAGAUUCUCAAUUUGGGUGGAUAAACCAACUCCUGGCAUUGCUCUCAUGAAUUUGAGGUAUAGAGAUGAGCGUGCAGUUGAAUCAAGGGGUAAAGUUAGAACUGGUCUGGAGGGACCUGGACUCACCGUUGCUCAGAAGCUUUGGUAUUGUGUUGCCACUGUUGGUGGUCAGUAUAUUUGGGCUCGCUUACAAUCAUUCUCAGCAUUUCGUAGGUGGGGUGAUACUGAGCAGAGACCAUUGGCACGACGAUUAUGGAUCUUGAUACAAAGAAUAGAAGGGAUCUAUAGAGCUGCUUCAUUUGGAAACCUGUUGAUAUUUCUUUGCACGGGAAGAUACCGAAAUCUUAUUGAAAGAGUCUUACAAGCUAGGCUUGUAUAUGGGAGCCCAAAUAUGAACCGGGCUGUUAGCUUUGAAUAUAUGAACCGACAAUUAGUUUGGAACGAAUUUUCGGAAAUGUUACUGUUGCUUCUUCCUCUUCUUAAUUCAUCAUCUGUGAGAAAUCUUCUUUGGCCUUUUUCUAAGGAUAAAUCAUCAAAUUCGUCUGAGGAUAGCACUGCAUGUCCCAUUUGCCAGGCUACUCCAAUCAUUCCUUUUGUUGCUUUACCGUGUCAGCACAGAUAUUGUUACUAUUGUCUGCGGACGCGAUGCGCUGCCGCUUCAUCAUUUAGGUGUUUGAAGUGCAGCGAGCCAGUUGUUGCAAUGCAACGCCAUGGUGGUGCCUCCACGGAGUAA
Messenger RNA from Lathyrus sativus (Indian pea), 1008 nucleotides. NCBI's taxonomy places the organism in Eukaryota, Viridiplantae, Streptophyta, Magnoliopsida, Fabales, Fabaceae. The record is from the annotation of a GenBank genome assembly.